Dromiciops gliroides (monito del monte) is the source of this 900-nucleotide messenger RNA. RefSeq names its product ER membrane protein complex subunit 6 (gene EMC6). NCBI's taxonomy places the organism in Eukaryota, Metazoa, Chordata, Mammalia, Microbiotheria, Microbiotheriidae. The record is from RefSeq and is a predicted model, not a curated record. Gene Ontology annotation, cellular component: endoplasmic reticulum; EMC complex; membrane. Bases 422 to 754 code for a protein of 110 amino acids. The transcript has 2 exons. Gene Ontology annotation, biological process: protein folding in endoplasmic reticulum; autophagosome assembly.
GGCCGGCCCGAGGGCGGGCUCAGCAGGGGACGCUCAGGAGCCUGCGCAUGCACCCGGCCCGACUCCUCUCCCGGCAGCCUCUGGGCUAAGAUGGCGCCCUCGGAGUCCUCGUCCUCUCCGCCCGCCUAAGGGAACUACGACGUCACUGCCGCUGCCGCCGCCGUCCGGACCAGUAUUGUGCAGGGGGCCCGAAGGGAGCCGCCCUCAGCACCUCAUCUCGAAAGUGAGGAGGGGAGGGGGGCUCGGUGGCGCUGUCCAGCAGCUCUGCUGGCCCGGUCCGGGGCUGAAGGUCAAGCCUGUGGCUCAGCCAGAGCCUCGCCGUCUGUCUCCCCCUAAAGAGAAGCCCACCCCGGCUGACCAGAGGAGGAGCCGUAAGAACUUGGCUUUCUUCUGCCCCGCUCUUAGUGCCACCACGACAGCCAUGGCCGCCACAGCCGCCAAGCGCGACGGGCCCCCCUUCAUUAGCGAGGCAGCGGUCCGCGGGAACGCCGCCGUCCUGGACUACUGCAGGACGUCCGUGUCGGCCCUCUCCGGAGCCACGGCGGGGAUCCUGGGCCUGACCGGCUUCUACGGUUUUGUGUUCUACUUCCUGGCGUCCACCCUCCUCUCUCUGCUCCUAGCCCUCAAGGCUGGAAGGCGAUGGGACAAGUAUUUCAAAUCCAGGCGACCGCUCUUCACCGGGGGCCUUGUUGGGGGGCUCUUCACCUACAUUCUGUUCUGGACCUUCCUGUAUGGUAUGGUGCAUGUCUACUAGGGGGAGGGGAAGGACUCCUGCUGGGGUUAAUGAGAUGUAGACUGCUAGUGUUCCAAUGGAAGUGACUGCUUGUGCUGUUAAUGUUAUUAGUAACUUAUGAUCCAUCUCUGGUGAUGGUCUGCAGAUUAAAUCCAAUGUGAAACAUG